CAAUGGAGGAAAGAGAGAAAGCCAAAGCCUUCCAGCAACGACGCAGGCGAGCCGCGAAAUUGUCUUCGUUCUUUGGUGUGGAGUAUCGUGAGCUCUUCACGGAAGUUUUGGACACGAUUGAAGAUGAGGUCAAGAGCGAUGCCAAAAGGGGCAGCUUGACGACCGAAGAAGUCCGAGAAUUACUUGUAAAAUUGCGCGAGCUUAAAACUCGCUGAUUGCCUAUGUGUCUGUACUGUAUUUUGUUGGGUUGUCAUUUAUAUUCGAUUAAUAACGAGCUGAGUCUCAUCUAUCCUGAAAAAGUGGUGUCAUGAUCUGAGACCCAAGCGCGGGUA
This is a messenger RNA of Cantharellus anzutake, 332 nucleotides long. RefSeq lists its product as uncharacterized. The transcript is spliced from 2 exons. Lineage: Eukaryota; Fungi; Basidiomycota; Agaricomycetes; Cantharellales; Hydnaceae. The annotation marks the transcript as partial. The record is from RefSeq and is a predicted model, not a curated record.